UUGUUUUCGCAGUUGACCAAGCUCUGUUGAGAGGUAUAAUGGGGCUUGCACUAUUACAUCCAAACGACUUGGUCGACAAUUUAGUUUGAAGAUAUUAUCGAACUGAAGUUUUAUUUGAUACCUUCUCUGGACGGAAUUGAACUCGGGGCCAAAUAUCGCCAUCAUUCGCUGUCAUGCGGCAUGAACAGCCCCCACAGCAAGGCGCUUCUGCUGUCUGCCCGAUCAGUUGAUGCAUGCAGCCGCCUGGAAACUACUCCAACAAUUGGGCGUUUCCAUCUCCGGGUAAUGUACACUAAAGAAAGUAAUCGGAGUGGAGAUUCUUAAAUAUGGGAAGGCGACUUCGCAUGCCCGGCGGCCCAAGAAUGCCUACGAUAAGGGUUUAUACCAUCAGUUGCUAUGACUGAUAUACCGCAAGUUGAUACAUUUUUGCGCACACUUGUGCCAGGAAAGAGUCCCAAAAUCGAUAUUAUCGCAAUCCAUGGGCUCAAUCCCAAAAACAAGGAACGCCAUGCCGAGAGGACGUGGGAGCUGGAUGGGAAGCUAUGGCUGAGGGAUUUUCUCCCCAGCCAGCUACCUCAGGCUAGAAUACUACUCUUCGGGUAUAAUGCCAGUGUCAGUAUUCAAUCUUCUUCUGCCGGAGUACGCGAACAAGCGCAGAAUUUACUUAGCAGGCUGUGGAUUGAGAGACAGGGCUGUGAGCUCCGACCUAUCAUUUUUAUUGCUCAUAGUCUGGGUGGUAUAGUAGUCAAGGAGGCACUGGUACAAGCCAAACUUGGACGCACCUACAGCUCCAUUCCAACAGCAACUUAUGGUAUAGCCUUUUUUGGUACCCCUCAUCGUGGAAGCCAUCUGGCAAAGAUAGGGGAGACUGUGGCAAAAGCUGUGAGGGCAUUUCUCAGAACCCAGAACAAUACCUUUAUCAACGCCUUGAAAGAAAACGACCUGUAUGCAAAUGAGCUUUCAGCAAAUUUCGAACAGUUAUUAGAAGAUUAUAAAUAUAUAAAUUUCUAUGAGACUUUGCCUUUGAGAAGUCUCGGAAUUAUUGUCGAGAAGAAGUCCGCAACAUUUGGUCUCCCUGACUCACGCGAGAUAACAGUAGCUUUAGCUGGAGACCACGAAAGUAUCUGUCGAUAUCGAAGCAAAGAGGAUGAUAGGUAUAUACAUGUCUCCGGGCUCAUUACUAGGUUUGCAGCUAUAGCGAUGAGAGAGUGCGACGAGGUGUCACUGUUUGGGGAUUCCAGCGCCGGAUCAACUUUGGUGGGAUCAACCCUGGCUGGCGAGAAUCCCGAAUCUAAAAUAUGUAUGAUCCCGUUCGCGCGGAACCCAGGGUUUGUUGAUCGUGGGCCUAUCCUGAACCAGCUUAAGGAUAUGAUUGUGCCCAUCGGCACGAGCCCGAGAGUUGCACUCUUCGGCCUAGGAGGUGUAGGGAAAUCUCAAAUUGCUAUAGAAUUUGCUCACCAAAUCUGGACCGAAUCCCAGCUAUCGGUAUUCUGGGUCAGCGCCAGUAGCAUUGAUCGCUUUCGCGAAGGUUAUAAUGCGAUCUUUGACGAGCACGUCUCGUCGGACCCAGACACCAAAUGCGAUAAGCUUAUAUGUGCUAAAGAAUGGCUUGAGAGGGAGCACGAUAACUGGAUAUUGAUCAUUGAUAAUGCCGACGAAACAUGCCUUUUCGAGCCCAGCAAGAAGGGUAAGCAAACUGAUGCGAAUCAAUCAAUCCUAGAGUUCCUACCCGAAAGCAAGCAUGGGGCUAUUCUCGUCACAACGCGGAAUAGGGCGGCUGGAGUUAAGUUCACCAAGGGUGUAGCGAACGCUGUUAUAGAAGUCAAGCCUAUGUCCAGCGAAGAGUCAAAGAACCUCAUCAAGAACAAUGUGACAGACCAUGUUCUUGAAGAGUGUGAAAUGGAUGGACUCGCAGACUUGCUAGGUCACUUACCACUUGCCAUAGUCCAAGCUGCUGCUUUCAUGCAAGAAAAUUCGAUGAGCAUCAGCGAAUAUAUAGAGCUAUAUAACGACAGCGAAGAGACAAGCAUGGAUCUUCUUUGCGAGCCAUUCGAAACGUUAGGACGAGACACUGGAGUCCCAAACGCGGUUGCUACAACAUUGAUAGUCUCGAUCGACCAAAUCAAGGAAAGGGACCCCAAGGCCAUCGAAAUACUUGACCUCAUCGCGUUCCUUGACCGAAAUGAUGUUCCUAAAAGCCUCAUCCAGCACAGGAUAAAACGGCCUUUGGAUUUGACAAAAGCCCUCGGAAUACUGAAAGCCUUCUCUCUGAUCGUGGCCACCGAUGGAAAAGGAAACUUCUCUUUCCAUCGACUGGUGCAAUUGGUAUUGCGGAAAUGGUUGAUACUCGGGGAGAGGUAUGAAGAGAAAUCAAUGCAGGCCAUGAAACUGCUCGACGAGGUGUACCCCGAUGCGACGUUCGAGAAUUGGGGUAUUUGUGCAACUUAUCUUCCACACGCUCAAUCAGUUCUAUCCAUCAUUCCAGAAGUUGACGACGAGGCCAGGAUCAUGCGAUAUCACCUUUUGGAAGGCGUGAGUUUUUAUCUUUGGUCGCAGGGACGGCACGAAGAAGCAGAGAAAAUAGAUCUUCAGCUUGUUGAGGAUAAAAAGAAGGAGUUCGGGUCUGAACAUCCCGAAACAUUGGAAAGUAUUGCUAGCCUGGCUGCGACAUAUUAUGAACAGGCUAGAUGGGCAGAAGCCGAGGAACUCGACUCGUUUGUUGUUGAGGCAAGAAAAAAAAGCCUGGGUCCUCGAGAGAGGUUAACAUUGACUUCCAUGUCGAAUUUGGCUACAACAAUCGAAACCCGAGGACGAAUGGAGGAAGCCGAGAAGAUAAGAACAGAGGUUCUUGAGGCUGCAAGAUCAGAAUACGGCGAAGAUGAUGACCAAACAAUCACUGCGAUGGCCAACUUAGGGGCCCUCUAUUUGGAUUCAUGCCGAGUGGAAGAAGCAGCCCAGUUAACGCAACAUGUGUUGAGUUGGAGGACCAAGAACUUUGGCGUUGAACACCAAUACACCCUCAAAAGCUCAAUCAUGCUUUCUGAGGUAUACAAAGCGCAGGGUAAGCUUGAGGAGGCAGAGACAUUAGCUCUCCAAACCUGCAACGUGAGAGAAAAGGUGCUAGGUCUGGAUCAUCCAGAAACAUAUGCUAGCAAGGCAAUUCUAGCCAGUAUAUAUUUCGAUCAAGACAAACUAGACGAUGCGGGAAACUUAUUGCUACAGAUGAUUGAACACGGAGAGCAGCAAAGCGACGCAAUAUAUGAGCUAUUGGAUAGAAAGCUCCAGCUAGCCAAGGUAUACAAAAAGAAGGAAGAAUACGAAAUGGGGGAAAAGCUGGAAAAGGAAGCUUUGAGUGGCAGCGUCAAAGCUUUCGGUCUCGACCAUGAACUGACAUUGCGAUGCCUCUAUACCAUAGCACUUACCCAUAAAGAGCAAAACAGAAACUCGGAAGCGAUUGAGUUGAUGGCCUGGGUCACUCACCGCGAAGAGAAGGUCCUAGGGCCCUUCAACGACGGAACCUUGCAGUCCCUGCACAUGUUGACUGAGUGGUGUGGUGAUGAAGCGGGAAUACAAAAGAUUUUGGAAAUUGAAGAGGAAGAGGAAAAGGGUACGAAGACCCCAAACGAUUGGAUACUUGUGUGAAAUAUCCCCUUCGAUGGCGAUGGCAUAGUACGAGGCUCGGAAAACUUUAGCGCAAGAUGCGAGUAUCUGGGGCAAUCUAUACAAUAAUGGCACUAAUUAAUUCUUGCUGGUGGGCUCUUCGACAUGCCUCUGAAUUGAGCCCUGGUUGGCCGGACUAUCCAAUUUUCGUCCCUAGCUUCGGUAGUUUUAUACGGCUCGAAUCUGGUGCGCUUGGACC
This is a messenger RNA of Aspergillus versicolor CBS 583.65, 3859 nucleotides long. RefSeq lists its product as uncharacterized. The transcript is spliced from 8 exons. The coding region runs from base 397 to 3642 and encodes 1081 amino acids. The record is from RefSeq and is a predicted model, not a curated record. Gene Ontology annotation, molecular function: ADP binding; protein binding. Lineage: Eukaryota; Fungi; Ascomycota; Eurotiomycetes; Eurotiales; Aspergillaceae.